AUGACCGAUAAAUUUCCCAACAACUUGAUUCAACUGGGAUUUCUUUAUGUGGUGCCUCUUCAUCUCCUAGAGCUCUGCACUGCUUUUGUCACAGUCAAUUUAGCAUUGACGACACUCGCAGAAGGAAAAAAAACAGCAUCCAAAGCCAAUUUUAGAGGCACUCUUGUCACAUCCAUCUGGGUUCUUUUCUUCUCAACUUGCACUGUACUUGGAUCAGUAUGGUUAGCAUCAAUCUACUAUGUUAUAUUGAACAACUUGGGGUACAACUGUAAGCUGUAUUUUGGAGUGUUAUAUAGGGCAGCUUGUAUGGCACUGCUGGCAAAGUACUUAGAAUGGAGGUCUAUAUGGAACAUGGCCAUAGUGGUUUCAAUAUUGGAGGAUGCAAAUGGAGCUAAUGCAUUGAUACUAUCUGCUCAUCUAAGCAGAGGCAACGAGCGGCAAGGGCUUCUCAUAACGCUUGUUUUCUCUGUUUUGGGGCUUGCUUUAAGGUGGUCAGGGCUCUUUUUUGAAUGCUAUGAAAGAGGAAAUGGGAUUUUUGCUCAGGUUGGGCUUUUCUGCAUGGUUAAUGUGGUGAAGUGGGUCGUAUAUAUGGUUUAUUUUGACAACUGCAAAAGGCGGAUUUUGAAGAAGAAAGUUGACAUGGAAAUGGGAAAAGUUGAGAGGAGUAAUCUGAGAACAGAGAAAACAGAACCUGCUGAUAAUAAUAGUUCAGAUUGUAGAACAAAACUAGAAACAGAGUAG
Molecule: messenger RNA, 741 nt
Organism: Prunus persica (peach)
Lineage: Eukaryota; Viridiplantae; Streptophyta; Magnoliopsida; Rosales; Rosaceae
Exons: 1
Coding region: 1-741 (246 amino acids)
Source: RefSeq, a predicted model, not a curated record